This is a messenger RNA of Topomyia yanbarensis, 3570 nucleotides long. RefSeq lists its product as uncharacterized. Bases 1 to 3570 code for a protein of 1189 amino acids. Lineage: Eukaryota; Metazoa; Arthropoda; Insecta; Diptera; Culicidae. The record is from RefSeq and is a predicted model, not a curated record. The transcript has a single exon. Gene Ontology annotation, molecular function: nucleic acid binding; zinc ion binding.
AUGGCAGAACUUAGAUCUCUUCGUAAGCGGGAACACCAGAUAGUGAAGGCUUUCGACAGCGUGCAACAUUUUCUCCAGAAAUACGAUCAGGAGACUGAUAGCGGGCAAGUGAACCUUCGGCUGCAUGGACUUGAGGAAGAUUUUAAGGAUUUUCUUGUGGUUCGGAGUAAGCUUGAGUUUUUGCUGGAAGAUGUUGAGGUCCAGAAACAUGCUAAAUCUGACCCAGACUUGAAGCAGGAGGCGUUGGAACAUAUGGACGAUGAAAAUGAUCGUAUUAUGCAGGAAUUUCGUGAUCGAUUCUACGCACUGAAGGCGGCGCUUGUGACUUUGCUACCACAUUUCCUACCCCCACCAACGCCACCAUCACAAAGAGGUCCCCAUUCGUCAAUUGCAGGAGAUGAUGUUUUCGGUGUGCACCCAACGCCGACAUUUUCAAAAGUGAAGCUACCUGAAAUCCGUCUACCGUCGUUCAGUGGUAAGAUCUUCGAGUGGGUAACUUUUCGUGACACCUUUCAAAGCCUCAUUCAAAACAAUCCUCAGUUGACCGACAUGGACCGUUUCACCUACUUGAGAUCAUCGUUAUCAGGAGACGCAUUGCAGGAGAUUAUUUCUGUGGGCUUGUCAGCCGUAAACUACAAUGUUGCAUGGGAAAUGUUAGCGAACCGUUAUGAAAACAAGAAGUUGAUUGUGAAGGCCCAUCUAGACGCACUGUUCGCUACAGAAGGGCUCAAGAGAGAGAGCUAUGAAAAACUCAACAGUCUCAUUAGUGAGUUUGAGAAAAACCUUCAGAUGCUGGACAAGAUUGGGCAAAACACCUCCGAGUGGAGCACCAUUCUCGCAUACAUGUUGUGUUCUAAACUCGAUUCCGCCACGUUGCGUCAGUGGGAAACUCAUCACAAUUCAAAAGAUGUACCCACGUAUACUGCUAUGCUCGGCUUCUUGCGCAAUCAUUGUGAUGUACUCCAGUCAGUGGCUCCUGCUAAAUCCAACUUCGUCGAUCAUCGUUCCUCGAAACCAGCUGUCUGUCACACAGUGGUGAAAACCUCAAACAGAUGCGCAUUCUGCAGUGAAUCGUGGCAUCCUGCUUUCCAGUGUUCUGCAUUUCAACGGAUGAACGUUCCAGAUUGUGUCGAGGCUGUCGCUAAACACAGACUGUGUCGAAACUGUCUGCGUCCAGGACAUUACGCAAAUUCCUGCGAAAGAGGGGUCUGCCGUCAUUGUCAACAGAAGCACCAUUCCAUGCUGCAUGGACUAUCCAGAUCCUCCGUUCCACACUCGCAGCCGAAACCUCCGACACAAGACGAGCAAUCGCGACCGCCAAAGGCUAAGCAACACAAUUCGAACCAACACACACACACCACCACUGCCAGCUCGCAGCGCACAAACAACACACCUCCAGCCACCAACACGCCCACCACAAGUCAAAAUUAUGUCGCACUCCCCAUCACACCUACACACAACAUACUUCUGUCUAUCGCUCUCGUUACAAUCAAAGAUCGUUUUGGUAGAGCGACGCUGGCACGAGCUCUGCUAGACUCGUGUUCCCAGCACUGUCUAAUGACUGCCAGUUUUGCGAGCAAGCUACAGUUCCGUGAGACCCCUACGUAUUUGUCGGUUCAAGGGAUUGGAUCAGCUCGAUCGGUUUCCACCAAAUUAGUUAGUGCAGAGGUCGGUCCUAGGUCUAGGAUCAUUUCGCCAUUCACUGAAGAGAUGCAGUUCCAUGUGCUGCCAAAGCUGACUGUGUUACUUCCGACGACGAGUUGCAAUCCGGCCGAGUGGGAUCUUCCGGAUUCGACGUUGAUAGCCGAUCCCAGUUUUCACGAGCCUGGUCCGGUCGAUUUGAUUAUCGGAGCUGAAUAUUACAUGGACUUGCUGAAAGAUGAACGACAAAAGGCUACACCAUCAGGACCGACUCUGCAGAAUACGGUGUUUGGGUGGAUAGUCUCGGGAAGAGUUCCCAACAGUACAAAUAGCGAGCCACGUUCGCUGGUUCACGUGUGCUCGACGGCGGAAAUCGAAGAGCAGCUCACCAGAUUUUGGGAAUUGGAGACCUGUCGAACCGCCAGCACCAAUUCCGUCGAAGAAACCACCUGCGAACAGUUUUUCAAGGAGACUACAGUAAGAGACGAGAAUGGCAGAUUUGUUGUGGCACUGCCAAAGAAGGAAUACGUUAUCAGCAAAUUGGGAGAUUCAAGGGCAACUGCUCUCAAACGGUUCAUGGGACUCGAACGACGAUUUGCAGCUAACCCAGACCUGAAGACGCUGUAUUCCCAGUUUAUACACGAAUACCAAACUCUUGGCCACAUGAAAGAGGUCAUCGAUGAUACCGCCGCAGGGAAGACAUUUUAUUUACCGCACCACGCUGUUCUAAAGCCGGACAGUACCACCACGAAACUCCGAGUAGUUUUCGAUGGCUCUUGUCGAACAUCUACGGGCAUUUCUUUGAACGACGGCUUGAUGGUCGGUCCCGUUGUUCAGGAUGACCUCCUCAGUAUCACGUUACGCUUCCGUAUCCACCGAUUUGCAAUAGUAGCCGACAUCGCCAAGAUGUACAGAAUGGUUCGAGUUCAGGCAACGGAUCAACCGCUACAACGGAUCUUGUGGAGAGAUUCUAUCGAAGAGCCAAUCCGUACUUUCGAAUUGACGACCGUUACGUAUGGUACCGCGUCUGCGCCUUAUCUGGCCACAAAAUGCCUGCAAAGUUUAGCCGAGGAAGGAGAAGAAACGCAUCCAGAUGCUGCUAAGGUGCUCAAACAGGACUUUUACGUGGACGAUAUGCUCUCAGGUGUAGACGACGUGAAGGAUGGAAGGAAGUUGAUUCAACAGCUGGUCGAGCUUUUACAGUCAGAAGGAUUUUCACUUCGCAAGUGGAAUUCCAACAGUAAGGAGCAGUUGAGGGACGAUCGGUCGAUCCUAGAGUUAGAUUCGUCUAGUUCAACCAUCAAAACGCUAGGACUUGUGUGGGAACCCAGUACCGACAGCUUUCGAUUCACUAUUCCAACCUGGAACUCCGCGGCUGUAAUCACCAAACGAAUAGUGCUCUCAGAUGUCUCCCGACUGUUUGACCCAUUAGGCCUCGUGGGGCCUGUUAUUAUUCAAGCAAAAAUAUUCAUCCAAGAGUUAUGGAAACAAGAGUGUUCUUGGGAUGAACCUCUCCUGCCAGAGCUACAGGAAUACUGGCAAGAGUAUCGGAGAAACCUUGCUGGUUUGGAUAGCCUAUCUGUUCCUCGGUGGGUUGGAAUAUCUAGCAACAUUGUAGCAGAGGAGCUACAUGGGUUUUGUGACGCCUCUGAAGCAGCUUACGGAGCCUGUAUUUAUAUUAGGACAGUUACAGAGACUGGAUCUGUAUCAGUGCGGCUGUUGACAUCCAAAUCGCGGGUUGCUCCACUUGAAAACCUGAAGAAGAAAAAGAAAAGGCAGUCCAUACCUCGCUUGGAAUUGUCGUCAGCACUGUUGCUCGCUCACUUGUACGAAAAGGUCGUACAAAGUCUCCGCAUCUCCGUUAGAUCAUUCUUUUGGACGGAUUCUAUGAUCGUUAUCGUUAUGAUUAUGUUAUCGUUAUCGUUAUGA